Messenger RNA from Acipenser ruthenus (sterlet), 2277 nucleotides. RefSeq lists its product as uncharacterized. Bases 1 to 2277 code for a protein of 758 amino acids. The record is from RefSeq and is a predicted model, not a curated record. Lineage: Eukaryota; Metazoa; Chordata; Actinopteri; Acipenseriformes; Acipenseridae. The transcript is spliced from 6 exons.
AUGGAAAAGCUUUCAGCCUAUGCCUUUCCUUCCGACUCAGACGAGUUCCUGCCUCUGACCCCUCCACCGGUCCGUCUCUGUCAGGCAUCCCGUUCCUCGUCCCGGUUCAUGACCGCACCAGCCCCGCAAGUCAAACUUGCUUCCACCCAGCUUUCAGCUAGGCAAGAGCGGGGCUCAAAGCACGGUUCCGCUAGCCAGCCCCCACCGCAGCUCCACUAUAAAGAUUGGACGACACCUAAGCUGCUGAAAGAACUCUUUGAAAAAUUACAGGAGCUAAAUCAGUAUCUCUUCCUGGUUGUCGAAUUGUCUGUGCGCUAUGGAGGCACCUUGUUCUAUCAAUACCACCGUGCCUUCUCAGCCAAAGCUGCUGCCACCCUCUCAGCUGACAACCGUAUUGUGGCCCAGAUCUUUUCACCCGUAUCUUCAGUGGAAUUUGUGCCAACGCCUGUAGCGCAUGUGCCUCCACAGCGCACUCCUCUUACCUAUGCCCUAAGGCAGCAGCUAGUUCUCUUCAACCCAUUUCUCAUCCCUUUCCUUCUCUUCUCAGUUCAAGACAUCUUGCCCCUGCUUCCAUCCAUGCUUCAGCUCCACCCACCAGAUCUCAAGCCCAAGAUAUCUAUGGCCGUCCCAUCAAGUUUUCAGGUGGCAGAGCCACAAGUCGUCAGUUCCCUUCUCCAAGCUGAAGUCGACAAAGGCUUCAUGGUCGGUCCCUUUGCAGCACCCCCCUUCACUACCUUUCGCAUUAAUCCCAUAGGCAUCGCUACCUGCAAGUAUUCUGGCAAGAAACGCCUUAUCAUUGACCUAUCCGCUCCUCGGGGCAGUUACACAUGCAGCAUUAACUCCCUCAUUUCAAGCGAGGAGUUCGCUCUUCACUACAUUAAGCUCUCAGACACCAUUCAUUUCAUCAAAAUUGCAGGUCACGGAGCCUGGCUUGCCAAAGCCGAUAUCUCUGAUGCAUUCAAGGUCAUGCCUAUUCAUCCUUCCCUCCGUUACCUUUUCGGAGUCUGUUGGGCAGACAAGUUCUAUUUCUCCACCCAGCUCACCUUCGGUUGCCGCAGUAGCCCAAAAAUAUUCGAUUCCUUGUCUGAAGCCCUCUGCUGGAUUUUGCUCAACUCCUAUCAUGUUCCCUUUCUCCUCCAUCUAAUGGAUGACUUUCUGCUUAUUUCCCCCCCUUCAGAUCCUCCAGCCCAAGCAAUUAAUCACCUUAAGACCCUCUUCUCCUUAGUUGGUGUCCCUCUUUCUCAAGAGAAAACCAUCUGCCCUGUUAACUCCCUGGAAUUCCUCGGCAUUACACUCAAUACCGUGAAAUUCGAAGCCAGCCUGCCUCCUGUCAAACUCCAACGCUUACUCUCACUCAUUAACAGUUUUCAGAUCUCCUCUUUCAAUAAGAAGAGGGACCUCCUGUCUCUCCUCGGUCAUUUUAAUUUCGCCAUCCGCAUCAUUCCUCAGGGCAGAACAUUUAUUUCACGUCUCCUAGCCCUCUCAUCAGCUGUCAAGAAUAUGAAUUCUCACGUGAAAAUCUCAGCCGAAGCCAGAAAAGACAUAAAGAUGUGGAUCAAUCUCCUUACUAACUGGAAUGGUCUCUCUCUAUUUUAUGACGAAUUCAUUUCAGCCCCUCAUGAUCUUGCCCUCUUCACUGACGCCUCAUCCAUCGGAUUCGGCGGGUUCCUCGCUCCUGAAUGGUUCUCCAGCACUUGGCCCCCUGAAAUUCAGCUCCUCCCCCCUCAAGAGGAAUCUACGGCUCUCCUAGAAAUUUAUCCAAUCGUAGUGGCCGCUGUCCUCUGGGGUCACCAAUGGUCAAGAAAAUCAAUCCUUUUCUUCAGCGAUAACAAACCCACAGUGCACAUCAUCAACAAAGGACGUUCUUCAUCCCCCCUCAUUAUGCGCCUGCUCCGUCGUCUCAUAUGGUCUUCCGUAUCUCUCAACUUCCUAAUACAAGCCCGCCAUCUUCCUGGUACCCAUAAUAAUGCUGCUGAUGCUCUCUCUCGCCUACAGCACGAACCCGCCACAGACCUCACCACACCCACUGCCCGGACCUCCAACACCUUCAAUGAACCUGGAAAGGAGCAGGACAAAGAAAAUGGCCGUCAUGAAACGUACACUCAGCCAAUCUUUAAACCACGCGUGUCUCCUUUGUCCCACGCCGCCGUUCCUGGAACCCCGACAUGGCACACGGGAGACCUCGACCCUCCGCGCUGGACCUCGACCCUCCGCGCUGACUGGUAUCUCCGGACCCGGAUGCUGGACCUCAAACCUUGGGACAACGUCAGCCCAUGA